GCUCCGGCCAAAGCAGCCAAGAAGAAGGUCUCCAAACCGAGAAAGGCCGGUCCCAGCGUCAACGAGCUGCUCGUUAAAGCUGUGGCCGCAUCCAAGGAGCGGGGCGGCGUGUCUUUGGCCGCCCUCAAGAAGGCUCUAGCUGCCGGAGGAUACGAUGUGGAAAAGAACAAGGUCCGCGUCAAGACCGCCAUCAAGUCUCUGGUGGCGAAGGGCACUCUGGUGCAGACCAAGGGGACCGGGGCCUCCGGAUCCUUCAAGAUGAGCAAGAAGGCUGCUGCCCCUCCAAAAGCCAAGAAGCCCGUCAAGAAAGCCGCUGCUAAAGCCAAGAAGCCCGCAGCGGCCAAGAAGCCCGCAGCGGCCAAAAAGCCCAAAGCAGCU
This is a messenger RNA of Plectropomus leopardus (leopard coralgrouper), 378 nucleotides long. Lineage: Eukaryota; Metazoa; Chordata; Actinopteri; Perciformes; Serranidae. The record is from RefSeq and is a predicted model, not a curated record.